This is a messenger RNA of Kazachstania africana CBS 2517, 810 nucleotides long. It is a transcript of the gene MRPS28, whose product is annotated as mitochondrial 37S ribosomal protein uS15m. Gene Ontology annotation, cellular component: ribosome. Gene Ontology annotation, molecular function: structural constituent of ribosome. The record is from RefSeq and is a predicted model, not a curated record. The transcript has a single exon. Gene Ontology annotation, biological process: translation. NCBI's taxonomy places the organism in Eukaryota, Fungi, Ascomycota, Saccharomycetes, Saccharomycetales, Saccharomycetaceae. The coding region runs from base 1 to 810 and encodes 269 amino acids.
AUGAUGAAUACACUUACUCAAUGCACUUCUCGAUGUGUGGGCCCAUUUAUUGCUCGGAGAAGUUUCAAUAGUGGUCAACCUUUACAAAGCCUUAAGGCCAUCAAGUUCUUGAAAGCCCAGAAGAGGAGACAGGAGAACGUGGCCAAGAAGGCUAAAUUGAAUAAUUCUACCGAUUUUGUUGAUCCAGUUUUUGGUAGAAAGAAUACUCCUUUCAUUGCACGUAUUAUGGCCGAAAUAAAGGAGCCAAGUGUUCUUGCCAAAGGAUAUGAUAUUAAUGAAGUAAACAAGUUAUUUGUAGCGCUAGAAUCUACACAACAUGAGCAAGCUGAAUUAAGUGAUGUAAAUUCCGAGAAUUUCGAACCAGCUGAUACUGCCACUUUAGCUAACAGACGUGAAGCAUUAUUAAGAAUCCUAAGUAUGAGAAAUGCAAGUAAUAGAGACAGUAUGAAAGUACUUACCAGGUUAGCAAGGGAAGAAUUUCAGAGAUUUCCAGGAGACACGGGAUCAAGUGAAGUGCAGGCAGCAUGUAUUACUGUAAAGAUACUGAAUAUAGCUAGUCAUGUGCAGAAUCAUCGCAAAGAUCACGCCAAUACAAGAAUAUUAAGGCAAUUAGUACAACAGAGACAAAGUAUAUUGAGAUAUUUGAAGCGGGAUAUGCCACAGAGAUAUUAUUGGACAAUUGAGAAAUUGGGACUCACCGAUGAUGCUAUUACUAAUGAAUUUAAUCUUGAUAGGCGGUAUAUGGAAGACUAUAAUUUCUUUGAUAGUCAAAGUUCCAAUAAUGAUCUUGAUGACAAAAUAGAAAAUUGA